Molecule: messenger RNA, 579 nt
Organism: Didymodactylos carnosus
Lineage: Eukaryota; Metazoa; Rotifera; Eurotatoria; Philodinida; Philodinidae
Source: the annotation of a GenBank genome assembly
AUGUUAAUUAAAGACUGGCUCUAUUUUAUUCUAAUUUCUGUAUCAUCUUGUUAUGGGCUGAAUAAUACAAACACAACUGGCUUAUUAUCUUUAAAUACUACGACUCAAUUGCCAACAACAGUAACGACAAUCAGAACUACUACGUCACUUACAAUCCCACUAGAAUCUACACGAACCACGGGUUUAGUUACUACGAACAGUAGCACGAUAGCUACGUCGCCGCUGCCAUCAGUUUCUGUUUCGACGACACGAUCUCCUUUAUCAAAACACACUGGUCGUCGAGUAUUUUUUAUCUUAGUUGGUUGUGUAAUCACUGUCAGUCUAAUUAUAUCAAUGUUUUAUACGUACACUGUUGUUCUCAAUCGUCGUGGAGGAGGAGAUCAUACUCGCGUAUUUUCGUGUUUUCGUCGUAAAUUUCGUUUAUUUCAUAUAUCUCCGAAUCGAGGUGAAAAUGAAUCGCGUUUACAUUUGCCGGAAAAUCAAGAUGAAGCUCUACUAUAUGAUGAUCCAUAUAAUAACGUACCGUAUGCUGAUCAUAAUUCAAAUCCAUAUAAAUCACUUACAUUAGCUGUUACAUAA